Molecule: messenger RNA, 818 nt
Organism: Nylanderia fulva
Lineage: Eukaryota; Metazoa; Arthropoda; Insecta; Hymenoptera; Formicidae
Source: RefSeq, a predicted model, not a curated record
AAAGAGUACGAUCUAUGAAUACGUAUAUCUAUGGUUUUAUCAUUUCAAUUUCUAAUUUCUAAAGAAAGACGCGGCAAAAACAUUGUUAUAUCGAGAAUGGCAAGAUAUUCUAGCGAAUCGGAUUCGGAUCCUAGUAGAUAUCGAAGAAGACGAAAUCGAAAAUCAAGAUCUAGCACUUCCGAUAGUAGUGAAUCUUCUCCUCAUCGAAGGAGAUCGUCGAGGCAUUCGAAAACAAAACGUAGACACCGUUCGCAUUCAAGAAGUAGAGGAAGAGAUCGAAAUACAAAAGGUCAUAAAGGCUCUAGAAGCAGUCAUUCAAGAGACCGAGAUAAGAGACGUUAUCAUAGCAGUACAGGUAGAUCUCACUCUUCUGAUCGUUCGAGAAGGAAAGCUAGAUCUACUUCCAGGGACAAAUCGCGAAGUCCUUCCAGCAGUUCGCAAUCAAAUCAAUCAAAAUUCAAUGUUGAGAAGAAUCAAGUUGUAGCAACAAAAGAUGAUUUUCCUAUUGAGCCACGUUUUAAAGAUGGUGUACUUGAGGAAAUAAAUGCUGAAGGUUUCACUCCAAAACAAUUUACUUCAUCUGUUAAAGAAAAUAAAUUUAAGAAUAUAGUUAUAGAUAUUAGUUCUGAUACUAUACAGAUUCCAUCAGUACCUAAUAUUCCUAGCGGUCUAGAAAGUAUAUUUCACACAUCAAUUAUGAUGGAUCAAGAGGCAAGAUUUGAUAAAUGGGUGAAAAAGCUCUAUACUCUUAGACAAAAAGCUAUAGCAGAGAGAGAUAGAGAGACUUAAUACAUACAAAUAUUAUUUAAACUAUAAUU